UUGAGUACAGUCGGUGCUGGUCGCCAAAUAAGGCAACAUUUGCCAAAUACGGAAUUCUAUUAAACACAUAUUGCAUUAAACACAGUCCUGUGCAGUGCUACUCUGAGUGCAGAUUGAGUCCUGACGCAAAGUUAAAAAAAAAUUAUAACUUAAAACAAAGAAGGAAAUUCAAUACAUUUUAAUUAACAAUUUCAAGUGAAGUAAAGAAAGCAGUGCUUUCGAAAAUAUUUAAAAUAUUCAAAGAAAAAAUUAUUUAAUUAUCCAGUUCGUGUUAGUGUGUCGUGUUUUCAAGGAUCUGCAAAUUAAAAGACAUAUUUAUUAAUACACACGUGUAAAAAAUACAAGUUAAAAACUCAAAGCAAAAACACUCGUAGCAAAAAAAAAUUUUCAUAUCAAAGAAUCGUUUGUAAUUUUUGCGCCGCCUUAAAAUGCCAUCAACAACUUUGGGUAAACAGGAUGACCUCUCUUUGGUCAUUGAUGAAGAACUCGCUUUGCAACUGGCCGAAUCGCAAGUCGAUAAAGGCGAAGAUGUCCUGGCGAACCGUUUGGAGGAUAUUAGCGUGCAUUUGAAGCAAUUGAAUCAUCUCAAUCAAUAUAUGCAACUAACUGAAGAGCUGAAUGAACACAAGAAAAAUGAUGCAGGUCCAUCAACAUCAAAGGGCUGCCCGAUAAUGCACAUGCAACGCCCAAUUCGUUUGAAGAAUAUUGAAGGAAAACCGGAAGUGUAUGACAAAUUGCAUUUGAAAGGACAAGAGAAUUUAUCUUGCUCUAAAUCAACAUGUAUGAGCAGUGUUAUGGGAUUCUACACGGCUUCUUUAGAGCCUCGUCCACAAGAAGAGGUUCUCGACCAAGCUAAGGACUUUCUGGAGCAAUAUUUUACUUCAAUGAAAAAAGGAUCUAGUCCACGCCAUGAGGCUCGCUGGAGGGAGGUGCAGAAGAGUAUUGAAGCAACUGGCGAAUAUCAGUUGACCGAGGCUGAAUUAACUUUUGGUGCGAAGGCGGCUUGGCGUAAUGCAUCCCGUUGUAUUGGACGCAUUCAGUGGUCAAAAUUGAAGGUAUUUGAUUGUCGGCAUGUGACCACCACAAAGGGCAUGUUUGAGGUCUUGUGUAAUCAUAUCAAAUACGGCACGAACAAGGGUAACAUUCGUUCUGCCAUUACGAUUUUCCCCCAACGUACGGACGGCCUUCACGAUUAUCGCAUUUGGAAUAGCCAACUCAUUUCCUAUGCUGGUUAUAGGCAGAGCGACGGUUCGAUUGUUGGUGAUCCCAUUAAUGUAGAAUUCACUGAUGUCUGCUUGAAGUUGGGUUGGAAGAGCAAAGGCACUGAAUGGGAUAUUCUGCCUCUGGUAGUUUCCGUUAAUGGUGAAGACCCGGAAUUAUUCGAAUACCCAGCUGAUUUGAUAUUACAAGUACCCUUCUCUCAUCCAAAGUACGAGUGGUUCGCCGAACUCGGUUUGCGUUGGUAUGCUCUACCAGCUGUCUCAUCCAUGAUGUUUGAUGUGGGCGGCAUUCAAUUUACCGCAGCCGCAUUCAGCGGUUGGUACAUGUCCACGGAAAUCGGUUGCCGUAACUUGUGUGAUUCAAAUCGACGUAACGUGUUGGAGACCGUUGCCAAUAAAAUGGAACUUGACACACGCACAACUUCUUCUUUGUGGAAAGAUAAAGCAUUGGUUGAGGUCAAUUUGGCCGUAUUGCACUCAUUCCAAAGUCGAAAUAUUACUAUUUUGGAUCAUCACACUGCAAGUGAAAAUUUCAUGAAACAUUUCGAAAACGAAUCCAAAACACGCAACGGUUGUCCGGCUGAUUGGAUUUGGAUUGUUCCACCACUAUCCGGUUCUGUGACACCCGUUUACCAUCAAGAAUUCGCACUGUACUAUUUGAGGCCAUCAUUCGAAUAUCAACAUCCUGCUUGGCGGGUGCAUGUGUGGGAGAAAGAGCGUGGCGAAAUCAAACCCAGACGCAAAUUCAACUUUAAGCAAAUUGCAAGAGCUGUCAUCUUCACAUCCAUUCUAUACACGCGUGCUUUGGCCAAACGUAUUAAAGCCACCGUCUUGUAUGCCACUGAGACCGGCAAAUCUGAACAAUAUGCCAAGCAACUAUCUGAGUUGCUGGGACACGCCUUCAAUACACAAAUCCACUGCAUGGCAGAUUACGAUAUUUCCAAAAUAGAGCACGAGUCACUCUUCCUAGUGGUUGCCUCCACAUUUGGUAAUGGCGACCCACCAGAGAAUGGCGAGCUCUUCUCUCAAGAUUUGUACGACCUCCGUGAGAAUACAGCAACUAACAAGGACGGAGGCUUUGAUGUUACUUCGUCUAAAUACCAAAAUUUAAAUAUUGAUGAACUUAAGAAAUCGGAGCCAUUGAAGAAACUACGUUUCGCCGUUUUCGCACUUGGAUCCACGACCUAUCCGAAUUUCUGCGCUUUUGGCAUUUAUCUAGACAAAAUUCUUGGUGAACUUGGUGGGGAACGACUUUUUGAGGUCACCUGUGGUGACGAGAUGUGUGGACAAGAGCAAACAUUCCGAAAAUGGGCACCAGAAGUUUUUAAGUCCGCUUGUCAGACAUUUAAUUUAGAUUAUGCAGAGGGAUUGUCUGAUGCCUUCCACGACGACACACUUACAGCGAGUACUGUGCGUAUGGUGCCAUCGCAGCGCGAAGGUACCGUCGAACAAUUACUUUCUAAGUACCACAACAAGAAAGUACAGCGCUAUAAGAUGAAAUCAGCACCACGCAAUCUUACCAAACUUGCGGAUGAUGAGAAGCCUACUAUUUUGGUUGAAAUUUAUGCUCCCGGCUUGGAUUAUGAACCAGGUGACCAUGUUGGUAUUUUCCCUGCGAAUCGCACUGAUAUCGUAAAUGGCGUGUUGAAGCGCCUUACCGGCUUCGAGGAUCCCGAUGAAAUAUUACAAGUACAAGUGAUGAGAAAGAAGAAAACACCCAAUGGUACCUUCAAUUGCUGGGAGCCAUUGGAAAAGAUACCCGCUGAGACGCCACGAACACUUUUGACACAUUUCUUUGAUAUAACUACACCACCCCAGCAAGAUCUGUUGAAUUUGUUGGCUGAUUUCUGUGAUGAUAACUAUGACACCGAACGCUUGCAAAAGCUCGGCACCGAUGCUGCAGCAUAUGAAGAGUGGCGUCAAUUGCAUGCACCCACAUUACUGACCGUUUUGGAGCAAUUCCGUUCAUGCAAGCCCCCCGCUGGUUUACUCUUCGGUAACCUCAUGCCAUUACAAUCACGUUUCUACUCAAUUUCCUCGUCCCCACGCAAGGUCAUUAAUGAGAUACAUUUGACCGUGGCCAUUGUAAAAUAUAAAAAUCAACGCGGCAAUGAACGUUUCGGCGUCUGCUCCAAUUACUUAGCUAACAUGGAGGCGCAAGAACCGCUCUACUUCUUCGUAAGAAGCGCUCCCGGCUUCCACUUGCCGAAGGAUACAUCAGAACCAAUGGCACUUAUCGGACCUGGAACUGGAAUUGCGCCAUUCCGUUCAUUCUGGCAAGAGUUGGAAGUUUGGCGCGAAUUGAAAAUGCAACGCUCGAAGGUAUGGCUCUUCUUUGGUUGUCGCACACGUGAUAUGGACUUAUAUGCUGAGGAAAAGGCUUGGCUGGAACGUGAGAAGAUCUUGGAUCGAGUAUUCCUGGCAUUGUCACGUGAUCCAGAAACACCAAAAACCUAUGUUCAACAGCUGAUUGAAAAAGAAUUUGACUCCUUCUAUCAACUGAUUGUCAAAGAGAAGGGACAUAUUUAUGUUUGCGGUGAUGUUACAAUGGCCGAGGACGUCUAUCAGACAAUUAGGAACUGCAUCGCCAUAAAAGAACAAAAAACAGAAGCGGAAGUAGAAGCGUUCUUGCUGACAUUGCGGCACGAGAACCGUUACCAUGAAGAUAUAUUUGGCAUCACGUCACACGCUGGCGAAGCGCGCAAUAAAUCAACACUUCGACGCGGUUCACGAACAUUAAAUGCAUUAUAAAGCCUUUCGACUUUCUAAAAAUAGAGGUAGUGCCGGUCACGCUGCUAUAUAUAAAUUAUAUUAUUUUAUAUUUCCAGUUUUCAACUUAUGUAAUAGAAAAUUAUAACAAAUAUUUAAUCUUAAUUUAUAAAGAACUUUUUCCCUCUUCGACAAAUUUAAUUUAUCUAACCUUCUUUGAUAACAAAUUUAUUAUAUUAUUAUUUAAAUAUAUCACAUAUAUUUUUCCAAAACUGUUUUCAAGCAUAAUUCAAUGUAAAUAUGUCAGAAAUUUUGCUAUAAUUUAACUUAAUUUGUAUAAAUCUGUCAAAAAACUGUACAUACGUAUAUCCAAAGAUAAUCCCAUGUAAUAAUUUUUAGUAUUAAUCUACUCCCUAAUUCACAAAAAAUUAAAUUAAAUAAAGUAUACACGCUUAUAUAAACUACUAAAACCAAAA
Messenger RNA from Zeugodacus cucurbitae (melon fly), 4405 nucleotides. It is a transcript of the gene Nos, whose product is annotated as nitric oxide synthase. The coding region runs from base 429 to 3971 and encodes 1180 amino acids. The record is from RefSeq and is a predicted model, not a curated record. Gene Ontology annotation, molecular function: heme binding; NADP binding; FMN binding. Gene Ontology annotation, biological process: nitric oxide biosynthetic process. Lineage: Eukaryota; Metazoa; Arthropoda; Insecta; Diptera; Tephritidae. The transcript has 17 exons.